AGCCACUGAAGUUGCAUCUCCAAAAAUUCAUCUUGACAAAGCUUGAAGCUGCUCAGAAUACUAUCACGUACCUAGUCAAGUCGCCAAUUGGCCUUAUAACCCCUCCCAUAAUGGCGCCAACGCGUCUCAUAAGGCCGCCGACUUGCCUUAACUGCCUACGACAGCUAACCCGACAAUACAUGCCAUCACCGUCGCCCUCUCCAUUCCUAUCAGUGUCCCUCCCACUGCAACAGACCCGAGGGGCUAAAGGGUUGACCAAGGCCGAAGAGGAAGAUCUCCAAGGAAUCCCCGUCCGCCUACUAAAAGACAUCCAAGGAUUCGGUCGUAAACAUGCCAUAAUCCGCGUGAAACCCGGCCGUAUGCGCAAUAACUGGUUCCCGAAAGCGCAAGCCGAAUACAUGACAGCCCUACGUUUCAAAGAACUCGGGUUAACCGAAGCCGCCAUCGGCACCCGCGACCGCACUUUCGGUACCAAGCUCAUAAUCGAAGAAGACGACAACACGAAGAAGCGAAAACUCGUUGAGGAAGGACCAAAGAAGAGCAAGAAGGAUACCUUGACGCUGCCGCCCGAGGAAACCCUCACCCUUCUCCAAACCCUCCUCCCCGAAACCCUAGUCUUCACACGCAAACCCAUCCCCGCCGUCUCCGCGCCGCCUCCCUCCGAACUAGCAGCCCCACGCUCGCCCUCCCUCGCCGCACACGCCGCGACCUCAAUCAACACUGCCCCCGCUACCUCUACUUCUACCCCAUCAACCCCCGAGCCCAUGGCCAUCUUCGGUUCCGUAUCCGCAAACGACGUCCUCGCGCUUAUCCGUGAGAAAGUUUUGGCCGCGGAUGCAUCUCGCGGCGGACGAUUGGCUCUCGAGACUGGAAGUGUAACGAUUGUCGGUUUAGAUAAGGAAGGUGAGGGCCAUGAGGAAGGACGUAUUAAGCGUCUGGGUACUUUUGAAGUGCUUAUUUCCGCGUCGAAGGAUUUGGAGCCUGUGAGACGCGAGUUGAAGGUUGUUCCUGAGGAAUAAGUUAGGACAAGGAGUAGCAAGGUCUAUCGAUUAUAUGGAUUGGCCUAUUGCUUGUUUUCGAACUUCCGGGUCCAGUCGAUAUAGGAAGAGAAGCUUGUAGAUUAACUGAUUUUAUGGUUGGUUGAUCUUUGAUACGCUACAUUAGACACCCGUGCGUGUAUGAUAUGCAUAGCUAUAAACUAGAGAUGUACAUAAAAAAUGAAGAUUCUUGUAUCAACAUGCACAUUAUUUAAUUAAAACCGUGA
Messenger RNA from Hypoxylon trugodes, 1264 nucleotides. RefSeq lists its product as uncharacterized. Gene Ontology annotation, biological process: translation. The record is from RefSeq and is a predicted model, not a curated record. Gene Ontology annotation, cellular component: ribosome; mitochondrion. Lineage: Eukaryota; Fungi; Ascomycota; Sordariomycetes; Xylariales; Hypoxylaceae. Gene Ontology annotation, molecular function: structural constituent of ribosome. The transcript has 3 exons. Bases 111 to 1019 code for a protein of 302 amino acids.